AUAGUUACUACUGUUAUCAUUGUGAUAAUCACUAUUAUCACCACUAUAAUCACUUUUCUUCUCAUUUCAUAUAAUUUUAGUGGUAAAAAUGAAAUCGAAUUACAUUUGCAUCGUGUAAAACUUACCGAGAAUGCCUUAUGCGUUUUUCGUUCAGCUAGGCCAACAAUGUUUUUUUCAAUCGAAUUCUUCGAUUUCGAACUUCAAACAACUCCAAUGAUUAGUGGUGCCGAAGGUAUUCUAAAUUAUUGGACAACUUAUGAUGUGAUUGUGUCAAAUUUACUCAUUUAUUAUCUGGAAACGGUGUGA
Dracunculus medinensis (Guinea worm) is the source of this 306-nucleotide messenger RNA. NCBI's taxonomy places the organism in Eukaryota, Metazoa, Nematoda, Chromadorea, Rhabditida, Dracunculidae. The record is from the annotation of a GenBank genome assembly.